Cyprinus carpio (common carp) is the source of this 820-nucleotide messenger RNA. RefSeq lists its product as uncharacterized. The transcript has 2 exons. The coding region runs from base 87 to 743 and encodes 218 amino acids. Gene Ontology annotation, molecular function: monoatomic cation channel activity. NCBI's taxonomy places the organism in Eukaryota, Metazoa, Chordata, Actinopteri, Cypriniformes, Cyprinidae. The record is from RefSeq and is a predicted model, not a curated record.
AUCUUCUGGGUAUCUUGUGUGCCCGAGACCAUAAAACAGAGAAGCAAACAAAACUUCAUCAGGUUUGCCAGUUGUACCCCUCAGAGAUGGCGUUACCACAUGAGUAUUUACAAUUUUUGGAUAAUGAUCUGGUCAAAACAUCUGAUUUCACCUCCUUUCCACUGAGCAUUUUGUUGAUUCUGUUGGAGGCUUUGACUGAUAAAGAUUUUUCAUGCCCGUGCAAUGCUGAGCAAAAUGCAACCUUAAUAAAGCUAAUCUUCAUUGCACCAUGUAUUUUUGUUUUUGGGUUAAUGUGUAUUUUGCAGCUAAAUAAAAAUGGACCUACAAGGUCUCGUAGAAAGAUUGGAAAACAUUUCUUGUUUACCCUGAUUCCACCUUUUGUGUGGAUCAUGCUUGUGCUCCUUGAUGGUGAUUAUAUUGCCUGUCAGAAAACAGACUGGAAUGGAGUGUAUGUUUUAGAUGAUCAGCAACAUGUGAAAUGGUGUCAACCCACUGAACCAGUUCCAGGAAAAAAUGAGACCGAACUACAAGCUCUGACUAUCAGCUUUAUCGCCAAAUCACAGACUUCUGGUUUUGUGAUGCUCCUUGUCUUGGGCAUUAUCUUAAUAGUGGUUGUUUUUUGUGUCUACCGCUGCACUGGUGAAGAGCCACCACAAACAACAGAAGAUAGAGGAGAUUACAUAGGUACUUUUGCUUGCUAUAGAAGUGAAGCAAACCUGCCACUUCAGUUGGAUUUUGAAUAAAUGGCUGUAUCAUAUGAUUCAUCCUGUUUUUUUUUUUAUAUGUAUUUCUACUGUAUUCAUAUAUAUUUUUCAUUUUU